Messenger RNA from Alternaria arborescens, 2139 nucleotides. RefSeq lists its product as hypothetical. The transcript has 3 exons. NCBI's taxonomy places the organism in Eukaryota, Fungi, Ascomycota, Dothideomycetes, Pleosporales, Pleosporaceae. Bases 1 to 2139 code for a protein of 712 amino acids. The record is from RefSeq and is a predicted model, not a curated record.
AUGUCGCUAUGCAAUCUUUGCCAGUCGUUCGACAUCCUCGACUUACCAAACUUAUCGCCAAACUACACUGUCUACCCCGUAACCUCCAAAGCAUAUCCUCCCCUGGUCUCCAACAUUCACAAGCUUCGGAUCGGCGGAUGGAAGAAGGAUAGAGAUGACUCGAAACAUGACUCUGAACCUCUGGGACUGCCUUACCACCAGUCCAUUGAGGCACUAGAAGCCGCUCGCGCGAACAACUGCGCGAUCUGCACAGUCGUACAACGCGAUGUCGCGCAAUUCAAAACGGAGUUUUUGGAGGCGAAGAAAGAUGCUAGUGCUUAUAGGGAGAGGAGCGGAGGUCCAGAUUGGAGGAUGUUCGCCGUGAGGGGUGUCGGUGAGACUGGAGGCUUCAUGAUAGUGUCGGCUGAUACGAAAGCACCGUUUGAGAUCUGGGUUGUUGCUGCCGUCGGGUUUUGUGUUGACUAUAAGGACCCGCUCACCAGCAUCAUCAGGGGACGAAAGAUCCUCUCCGACUCUCAGCACACGCUUCAGCAUGCUCUGAGUUGGGUGUGCGAUUGCGAUAAACAGCGGACGGAUAGCCGCUGUCAUGUUGAUGCUGCACCCCUUCCAGCUCGCGUACUAGAUAUAAGAAGCUCGGCAUCCCACAAGGCAUCCUUGUAUGAGCCCGCGGAGGGAGAGCUAGGACGCUAUGCAGCACUGAGCUAUGUCUGGGGCGAAUCAAGCAUGUUCACAACUACGAAAGCAAACAUCGAAGCAAACAAGGAGGGCAUCGAUAUCGACAAGCUACCUGAGACGUUUCAGGAUGCCAUAUUCGUGGCAAGAGAAAUGGGAAUCGGAUACUUAUGGGUUGACUCACUCUGUAUCUGCCAAGACGACUCUUCAGACUGGUCCCGCGAGACCUCCCGGAUGUCUUCAGUCUACUCAAAGGCCUAUAUAAUGCUCUCAGCAACAGGUUCUGCUUCGUCUAACGCCGGUCUAUCAAUAUUCUCUCCCACCCGCCCAGCACCAACUUACUCAUCCUUUCCCUACACUUCCACAGAGGGUACUAAAGGAACUCUGCUCGUAUUCUCCUAUUCUAAGGAGGUUACUAGAUUCCCUGCCUGGUCAGGUCCUUACGAACUACUCAAGAACGAGCCAUUGACCCAACGAGGUUGGGCACUCCAGGAACGCUGGCUUGCACCUCGCAUUCUGCACUUUGGAAGCAAGGAGAUGUUCUUCGAAUGUUACUGUGGGUUCAAGGGUGAGAGCGGUUUCUUGAUGGAGGGCAGGAAGGAUACGCUCUUCCCAACCACUCCUCCUGGCUCUUCUCCGGCAAUCUCAAUCGAUACCAUCUCCGACGAGAUCGAUUCCGCAGAACCAGAGCCCAUGGAACGCCAAUGGAACUCCGUACUAUCUGACUACAAAAAACGCCAACUAACAAAGGCCUCGGACAAGCUCCCUGCCCUCUCUGGUCUCGCCCGCACCUACCAGGACAUCACGGGCGACACAUACCUCGCCGGUCACUGGCGCUCCACACUCCUCCACUCACUUAUAUGGCAGGCGACCGAUCACCCCACCGUCCCAAUCACGUACCGCGCCCCAUCUUGGUCGUGGGCCACCAUCGAUGGUUCUUUCGGCAUGUUUAGUCCUGGUAUGGGGUUUGACAAGGGGGAGUGGGUCAGUCUUGCCACAAUACAUGCUGCUUGGACCAACUUGAAGAACGAAGAGAACCCUUUCGGCGAGGUGACGGACGGGCAGUUGGAUAUCAGCGCUCCGCUGGAACGACUUUUCCGCUUUUCGAGCAAAGAUGAAGAGGGAGUGGAAUGGCCCAAGAACUAUAAAGGAGCCAAAGUACGAACACAAAACGCCAAUGUGAAGAGCGGCGAGUACAAUUAUGUAAUAUUCGAUUCUGCAGACCAUGCAGAAAGAGCAAAGGGCAGGGAGCUGUGGGUAGCGGUGCUUUUGAAGCAUGUUCAUGCAGAGGACAAUAAGGGAAUCUGGGAGUCGAGCGUGUCUUAUCAUGGGAUUGUUGUUGCGGAAAUAAAGGGUAAGCAGAAUGUAUACGAGAGGUUAGGAAAGAUUCCUUUUGGUGAGAAAGAUUUGGAAGAGUGUGGGUGGAUGAGUGAUGGAGACUUGGUAGAGAGGUUUACCUUGGUGUAG